AGGUGCAACUGGGCCCGUGGCAAGGUGCUAGGUGGUUCGAGCGCGAUCAACUUUCUAAUGCACGUUCGUGGCAACAGAAGAGACUUUGACCUUUGGGAGAUUCAGCAUGGCGCGUUCAACUGGUCCUACAUGGGUGUGCUUCCUUACUUUAAGAAAUCUGAGCACUAUAUGGGCCCCAAUCCAGACAGAAGAUAUCGGGGGAUCAAGGGAAAAGUGCCGGUAACAUUUACCGUCACGCAGACACAACUCGUUUCCACUUUCCUUGAAGCGGGGCGAGUACUCGGCUACAACUUGAUCGACUACAACGGCCCGGAACAGGCGGGUUUCUCCAGAACUCAAACCACAAGUUUCGAAGGCAGGCGUUUUAGCUCCGCCAAGAGCUACAUCAGACCAAUCUACAAGAAGCGCUCCAAGAACUUGCAUUUGUGUCUCCGAAGUCGGGUCACUAAAGUUAUCUUCGAGAACAAUCGAGCUGUAGGAGUCCACUUCGUGAAGGGUGGCAUUCCCACGAAAAGUACGAGCAAGGCUGGAGGUCAUUCUGUCGGCAGGCGUCAUCGGCUCGACGCAGCUCCUCCUCCUUUCAGGAGUAGGACCCGCGAGAGAUCUCCAAGAGCUGGGCAUUCCUGUGGUUGCGGACCUUCCAGUGGGCAAGAAUCUUCAGGACCACAUGUUCAUGGGUGGAAUGGCGGCCACGAUGGACGUAGAUGCAGGACUCAAGCCACAAGAUAUGGCGGUAGUGAGAGAAUAUGCUCGCACAAAAACAGGUAACAUCAUGAUGAAAUUCAAAGCUA
Molecule: messenger RNA, 791 nt
Organism: Dermacentor silvarum
Lineage: Eukaryota; Metazoa; Arthropoda; Arachnida; Ixodida; Ixodidae
Product: oxygen-dependent choline dehydrogenase-like
Exons: 5
Molecular function (GO): flavin adenine dinucleotide binding; oxidoreductase activity, acting on CH-OH group of donors
Source: RefSeq, a predicted model, not a curated record